Molecule: messenger RNA, 1173 nt
Organism: Nicotiana attenuata
Lineage: Eukaryota; Viridiplantae; Streptophyta; Magnoliopsida; Solanales; Solanaceae
Exons: 3
Coding region: 96-1070 (324 amino acids)
Source: RefSeq, a predicted model, not a curated record
AAAAAAAAAAGACCAAACAAUUGUUUUCAAGACGAUAAGGUAAAAAAGCUCUGCCACGCUCUUUAUCGACGGCCAAUUCCGCCGGAGAAUACAUUAUGAAGACCACCGUAGCCACCUCAAUUUCCUCAUUACUUCCACACCCAAAAAUCCUCUUUAGUAAAAGAGUGUAUAAUCCAUUGAAAUUAUCAGACACAUCUUCAUUUUCACGGGUAAAAUUUCUAACUAUAAAUUGCAGCAAUAGUAAUAAUAUUAAUAAUAAUAAUAGCUCAGGAAAUGGUGAAACGGGGAAUUUGAAGGAUGCACUGACUGGUAUUGUGGACGAAAGAGUAGAGGAACUUUUGAACAGAGAAGAAAACCGGGUUUUGCUUGAUGGGUUGGAGAAAGCAACUCAAAGAGUAGAAAUGGCUAAGAAAGAACUUGCUGAUAUUGAAAGACAAGAAUUGGAAGUUAAAUUGUUGAAGGAUUAUAUAACUCAGCUUGAAACUAGAACUUCUGAGAUUGCAGAAUGCCAGAAAGAUAUUUCAGAAGCAAGAGCAAUGAUUGAAGAAGCUGAGCGCUCCCUCAGCGCUGGUGAUGAUGCUAGAAGGAGAGAUGCUUCCAGGGGAACAGACGGGGAUGUAAUAAAUAGAGAUGAGGAGAGAGUAGAAUCCAUAAAAGCGGCUUCAAUUUCUGCAAUCGUUGGCACGCUUGCAGGGCUUCCCAUUUCCUUAAGUCGAAUCACCAGCUAUUCAGAGCUAAUACUCCCUCUUUCAAUCACCUUUAUCAGUUGUGCUUUGUUUGGUGUAACCUUUCGCUAUGCUGUAAGAAGAGAUUUGGACAAUUUUCAGCUCAAGUCAGGGACAUCUGCAGCAUUUGGUUUUGUCAAAGGCCUUGCUACACUCGGAGGUGGACCACCAUUAGAGUUGGAUACUGGCAGCUUCUGGUCUCAUGCUCUUGAUGGCGCGGUCUAUGUUUCUGAGAAUCUUUUGAUCUUUCUUUUUGCUGGUGUUGGCCUGGAUUUAUGCUUUAAGUUGAGGAUUUUGAGCCCCUUUCCUAUUGAUAGAUCAAUUUCAGAAGCAGAUAAAAUUUAACCACCUUGUUGCUUAUUUAUUAUUUUUAAAGUUUUGUAAAUGCAGUAAACUGAACUUGUAUGUCCUUAAAUAGAAUAAUACUUGAGAUUCUGUCCGUAAGCUC